UGCAUUGUGGGUAAUGGUGGCGGAAGUUGUCGUUCGUGGAUGUUGUUGGUGGUGUCUGCGCCGUGUCUCGGUCUUUAACUUUCGCCCGUGGGAGGGGGAUUUGCGGUGGGAACCGCGGCCGUGUGUCAGCGUGUGAAUGCGGGGCGAAGAGUCGUCGGAUUCCGAGUCGGGGAGGAUGGAGGAGAGUUCGGUCCGGAGGAGUUUGGAGACUUUGUGUCAAGAACUGAACAUGGACGAGCAGACCGCAGCUGAAGCCAUGGACAACUUCACAGCAAUAUGGAAUACAUACACGCUGGAGGGAGAGGUGGUCCACUGGCUGGCCUGUGCGCUGUACGCGGCCUGCAGGAAGGGCUCCACUCCCACCGUGGGGAAGGGGCUGAUGGAGGGGAACUGUGUCUCGCUCACCAGGAUCCUGCGCUGCGCCAAGCUGAGGUCAGACGCUUCCUGCAUCACAAAGAUGCUGAAAUUACAAAAUUCACUCCAA
Poecilia latipinna (sailfin molly) is the source of this 484-nucleotide messenger RNA. RefSeq names its product retinoblastoma-like protein 1. Gene Ontology annotation, cellular component: transcription regulator complex; chromatin. Gene Ontology annotation, molecular function: RNA polymerase II transcription regulatory region sequence-specific DNA binding. Gene Ontology annotation, biological process: negative regulation of G1/S transition of mitotic cell cycle; regulation of transcription by RNA polymerase II; cell differentiation. Lineage: Eukaryota; Metazoa; Chordata; Actinopteri; Cyprinodontiformes; Poeciliidae. The annotation marks the transcript as partial. The record is from RefSeq and is a predicted model, not a curated record. The transcript has 2 exons.